This is a messenger RNA of Trachymyrmex cornetzi, 391 nucleotides long. RefSeq names its product reduction of Rh1 (gene roh). Bases 150 to 389 code for a protein of 79 amino acids. Lineage: Eukaryota; Metazoa; Arthropoda; Insecta; Hymenoptera; Formicidae. The transcript has 3 exons. The record is from RefSeq and is a predicted model, not a curated record.
UAUGUUAUUGUUCCAUAAUAUCCAUUUGUCCCGUUUAUCGAUUCGUUUGCGACUUGGAAAAUAAAUCUUUAGGAAUCUCUUCUAGAUAUAUUACAUAAUUUCACAUAAUAUUGCCAUAUAUUAUAAACCCGAAAUAGUGAACAACCAACAUGUCGCAAGGUAUACGACGUAUGAAGUAUCCAUAUACCUUUACCGCGAAGAUUGCUCAGUUUCCAUACAAAUAUUACUGGAAACAUAGUUGGCUGUAUAGAUAUUUCCUCCUAAGCUCACUCAUAACUGUGCCCAUAUUCUAUAAAAUUCAAAAAUUAUCAUAUGCUCCUGAGAAUGUUGCGAAAUGGGACAAAAUCCAUCAGGAAAUGUUCUUCGGCACUCCAGGUGGCCAUCAUUGAAG